Molecule: messenger RNA, 1093 nt
Organism: Cicer arietinum (chickpea)
Lineage: Eukaryota; Viridiplantae; Streptophyta; Magnoliopsida; Fabales; Fabaceae
Product: GEM-like protein 4
Source: RefSeq, a predicted model, not a curated record
AUGCAAAAAGUCAACAGUAACAUUGUUUCCUCUUAAGUCUUGACCAUAUAUAUAUACCCUUUUGAAUACAAGGAUUCAUCAACCAAAAUUUGAAGAGCUCUUCAAUACUUUUCUCACAAGUUAGUCAUUGUACAAAGAGAAAAACUAGUUGAACAUAACAAACAAAUAAUGAAGACUUCAUUUCUUCAUGAGCUACUUAAUGGAAUUUCUAUCACCUCAACAAAGAGAUACUUGCCUGAUUCUUCAGGCAAGUACAGCAAAUCCAUCACAAAAUCAAAGCAAGGUAAAUUAAAUUCAGUUCUGACUAAGAUGAACAUGUUUGGAAAAAAGGGUGAUGGUUUUGCACAUGGAAUCAGAGAGCAUGUGAGACUAGGACCAAAGAUAACAGAUACAAUAAAAGGGAAAUUGAGAUUGGGAGCAAGAAUUCUUAAAGUUGGAGGAAUAGAAAAAGUGUUCAUGCAACUUUUUAGUGUUAAAGAUGGAGAGAAACUUUUGAAAGAAUUACAAUGCUACUUAUCAACCACAUCAGGUCCUAUAGCUGGCCUUCUCUUCAUAUCAACUCACAAAGUUGCUUUUUGUAGUGAGAGAUCCAUUCAAGUUUCUUCCCCAAAUGGAGAAUUGAUUAGAGCCCAUUAUAAGGUCUCUAUUCCACAUGAAAAGAUACAACAUGUAAACCAAAGUCAAAAUAUCAAGAAUCCAUCAGAAAAGUAUAUAGAAAUGGUUACUGUGGAUGGUUUUGACUUCUGGUUUAUGGGUUUCUUUUAUUACAAGAAAGCUUUAAGAUAUCUUCAGCAGGCUAUCUCUCUAGCUCAGAGGGAAAAUAUUUAGAAAUAGAAUUGUUCAUCCUCUCUGCUUCAUCUAUUAUUCUUUGAAGUGUCAGAGGUUCAAAAGUGUAAAAAUAUUUACAUAAUUAAUUUUUUUCUUUUAAAUCUAAUUGUUUCUUGAACUUUUGGUUCAAUGAGUUGUUCCCUGAAGUGUAAAACUCAAACAUGGAGCAUAUUUCUGUUAAGUCCUGCAAUGAUAUUCCAAUAUCUGAUGACAGAAACUAAUUUGAUUAUUAUUCAUUUAAUCAAACAUAUCUCCUUACAUGAUU